CGAAUAAGAAGUCGGUCCCGGUCGUCAUCUCGUCGUCGUUCGCCAUCCCGUAGUCGACGUCGAAGAUCACGAAGUUCAAAGAGACGUUUGAAGUCUCGAUCACCACGUCGUUCUAGAUCUAGGCGACGCACGAGCAGUCAUAGGUCUCGAUCGAGACGAGGACGUCGUUCUCGUGUACGCUCCCCCUCGUCACCACGCCGUCGCAGCAGCCGGAGGAGUAGGUCACGCGAAAGACGUCGACGUUCACGAGAAAGACGCGAGAAAGAACGUCGGGAACGUCAUGAAAGAGAUAGAGCUAGGAGGGAACGUCGUAGCCGCAGUCGUUCUAAACAUAGGGAGAAUGGGAAGGAGCGAAAGGUGAAACGUUAUGACUCGAAAAAGGAUGAAAAGAAGUCGAAAGAACGCAGUAACAGUCAUAGGGACAAUCGCGACAGGCAUGCCUCAGAAAAUGGCAAAUCUAAGUCUAAGGAACAAAAGGAGUCAGUGAAUUCUAAUUCUGUUGAAGAAAUGCCACAGUCACCAUCGAAUACCACCAAAGAUCUAACUCCUGGUGAAGUUGUUAAUGAUGAAAAUCUUGCUAAUGACCCAAGUUCCCCCAGAAAACCUGUGGGUGUGAAGUUAGCCGGCCCAGAGGAGGAAGAUGCUCAGGCCUAA
Rodentolepis nana is the source of this 654-nucleotide messenger RNA. Lineage: Eukaryota; Metazoa; Platyhelminthes; Cestoda; Cyclophyllidea; Hymenolepididae. The record is from the annotation of a GenBank genome assembly.